AUGCCCCUGUUCUUCUCUCACCAUUUGCCUGUAUCUUCUCAUUCACUCCCUUAUUCCUUCCAAUCCAAGAUUAGCCAUUAUCUUAUGCCCCUGUUCUUCUCUCACCAUUUGCCUGUAUCUUCUCAUUCACUCCCUUAUUCCUUCCAAUCCAAAAUUAGCCAUUAUCUUAUGCUCCUGUUCUUCUCUCACCAUUUGCCUGUAUCUUCUCAUUCACUCCCUUAUUCCUUCCAAUCCAAGAUUAGCCAUUAUCUUAUGCCCUGUUCUUCUCUCACCAUUUGCCUGUAUCUUCUCAUUCACUCCCUUAUUCCUUCCAAUCCAAAAUUAGCCAUUAUCUUAUGCCCCUGUUCUUCUCUCACCAUUUGCCUGUAUCUUCUCAUUCACUCCCUUAUUCCUUCCAAUCCAAGAUUAGCCAUUAUCUUAUGCCCCUGUUCUUCUCUCACCAUUUGCCUGUAUCUUCUCAUUCACUCCCUUAUUCCUUCCAAUCCAAAAUUAGCCAUUAUCUUAUGCCCCUGUUCUUCUCUCACCAUUUGUCUGUAUCUUCUCAUUCACUCCCUUAUUCCUUCCAAUACAAGAUUAGCCAUUAUCUUAUGCCCCUGUUCUUCUCUCGCCAUUUGCCUGUAUCUUCUCAUUCACUCCCUUAUUCCUUCCAAUCCAAGAUUAGCCAUUAUCUUAUGCCCUGUUCUUCUCUCACCAUUUGCCUGUAUCUUCUCAUUCACUCCCUAUUCCUUCCAAUCCAAAAUUAGCCAUUAUCUUAUGCCCCUGUUCUUCUCUCACCAUUUGUCUGUAUCUUCUCAUUCACUCCCUUAUUCCUUCCAAUACAAGAUUAGCCAUUUUCUUAUGCCCCUGUUCUUCUCUCACCAUUUGUCUGCAUCUUCUCAUCCUCUCCCUUAUCCCAUUCAAUCCGACUAA
Molecule: messenger RNA, 909 nt
Organism: Acanthosepion pharaonis
Lineage: Eukaryota; Metazoa; Mollusca; Cephalopoda; Sepiida; Sepiidae
Source: the annotation of a GenBank genome assembly